AUGGCUGCCCUGCGCAGGCUUGUUUCUUCAUUCACCAACAUCCCAAUAACAGGAUCAUUAAGGGCCCGGAAACAAACAUCCGCAAAGGCAACCAGGACGGUGAAACUUCUCGCAGCUGGAGCAGGCGUCACCGCCGCGGCUGGCGCUGCCUGCUGUUUCUAUUUAUUUCACGAUAGUCGCGCAGGACUAGCGAGCCAUGUCGAGGCUCGAGUUUUGCAUCUCGCAUUGCCAUCAGUUUCUGCGACCGAUAAGGCCAGGCCAUACGAUCUGGAUGAUGGAGAUGUGUACAUGUCAUCGUAUGAGAACAGGUUCCGCCUGUUCAGUUCGGUGGAGUAUGAGGGCCAGCUCUACAUGACCCCGCUCAACUUCAUUGAGUCUGUCACUCUGAAUGAGCCCAAACGUACAAGAGCACGGAAAUCCCUCACAAAAAAGGAAUUAGAGAAGAUGCUGGCUGAUACCCCACCUGUUUGGAGAGGAUCCUCUAAUUUGUUCAGAAAUCUUCGUGAGCGAGGCAUCAUCAGUUACACAGAGUACCUCUUCCUGAUCUGCAUUUUAACAAAGCCCCAUGCAGGCUUCAAGAUUGCUUUCAACAUGUUUGACGCGGACGGAAAUGAAAUGGUGGACAAAAGGGAGUUCUUGGUGCUGGAGGAAAUUUUCCGCAAAAAGAAGGACAGAAAAGAAGCUGGCGAGGAUGUGCUGAGAUCAGACCAGCAGAGCCUUCAACUGUACGGUUAUCGGAAAUCUCAUGCACCCAGUGUGCUUAAAAAAGACUGUCAGCAUGUAGAGGCCCGCGGCAUGUGGGAUGUUCUCAGGCGUGGCACGAGUCAAGUUCUGUUUUCUGAUCUCACCGAGCAUGUGGAUGAAAAUAUAAGAGAGACGACACUGCUGGUGCAUUUCUUUGGGAAAAAAGGCAAGGCCGAGUUGAACUUUGAAGAUUUUUACAAAUUCAUGGACAACCUGCAGACGGAGGUCCUCGAGAUCGAGUUCCUCUCCUACUCCAAAGGCAUGCCCACCAUCAGCGAGGAGGACUUUGCUCGGAUCCUCCUCCGCUACACCAACGUGGACAACAUCAGCGGAUACCUGGAGAACGUCCGGCGUAGCAUCCCGGAUGAAAAGGGAAUCACCUUUGAGGAGUUCAGGUCCUUUUUCCAGUUCCUAAACAACCUGGAGGAUUUUACCAUCGCCAUGCAAAUGUACAACUUUGCCAGCCGCUCCAUUGGUCAGGACGAGUUUUCUCGUGCCGUCUAUGUGGCGACGGGCCUCAAGUUGACCCGUCACUUGGUUAACACCGUCUUCAAGAUCUUCGACGAGGAUCAUGAUGAUAAGCUGAGCUACAAGGAGUUCAUCGGCAUCAUGAAGGACCGGCUGCACCGCAGCGAGAGGGGCAUCCGAGUGGAAGAGAAGAACACAUCAUUCAAGUCCUGUCUGAAGAAGGAGCUUUCUGGCAAAUAGGUGAAAAUCUCAACGCCGGUGCACCUGUCACCGCCUGGAUGAGCUCUGCCUUCCUGUGCUUUCUAUCAAGAGAGAGGGAAUGAUGCAUGUUGCAGUGUCUGCAUAAACUGUCUAAUUGCACUGUCUUAGAAGUCUUAAAAGAAAACAGGAUGUGGUACAAAACAGGAUACAGUCAACACAGUGGAGAUCUAUUGCAAGUAGUCAAAGAAAAAAAGUGACCCUCAAACCAAAUGAGCCACUUCAGGCAGUAUUGCAUCUUAUUUAGACUGUAAUUUGCACUAAUUUAAUAGUUUGAGUACUAGCUUUUGCUUGUUCAGAAGAAAUUAAACUAUUUAUUGAUUCAUCCUUUGGGAAUAUAUUUAUUAUUUUAUGUUUGUUAACACAGAGCAUCUCAUUUAUUUGUCUAAAAGGCCAAAUGGCACUUUGUAGUAUUAUUAUGGCUGGCUGCUGUGCUGCCACCACCGUAUGCUUUGGUCAGUGUGACUCUCUCCCAGGUCUGAUUGGCUCUCUGUGCAGCGGGAGCAUUGCUAAGAUACUUUCUCCUCAGCUCGUCUGUUCUGCAGCCCCCUGCACAGAUCAGCUUACGCAGGGACAGCACCUCUCCUCCUCCCUCCCAAAGGGCUGCAGCUAAAAUCCUUCAGUAACCCCCAGAGCCAGCAAGCCUCUAACACACUAACUGAAUCUGCGGCUUUUGUUGUUUCAUUACAGGCAGCUAACAAUGUUACUAAUAUCUUAAAAAAGGACAGUUUCCACCCUAGGAUAUAAAAAAAGAAAUGCAGAAUGCCAUUUUCUUGCAACUGGCAGGGAUGACCUCUUUAUAAAUAUGCAGAAUACUGAAGCCAUAUAUUAAUUCCACCCAUGGGACACUGAGCUUAAAUUACUGUUGGUUUUAGACAAGCAAUAUAUUAUUACCUGUACUUAUUUUUCCUUCUGGCUGUCCUAGGAAUACUUCACUAAUUUCUUUCAUGGCUGAAGAAUAUUAACAGCUGUUUCCUGGUAAAAUAUUUACCUUGUGUGGGGCUAUGUGCUGACUGCAGGAAUCAACAUUUUACAUCUUUUAAUGUCUGUUACCCAGAUGAGCGCCUUUGCAUUUGUGUUUGUAAGCCUACUUUCUUUGCCUCGCAGGGGGAAACCAUUUGUGCCAGUUGUUAUGUUGAGUGAAUGUUUCAAACUGGAUUAGUUAGUCUACCUCUUCAAUAGUUGUGGAAACUUCCGGCAUACACCACUGUUAUGAACAAUCGGCCUUGACUGUUACAUUCAUGUUGAAGCUCAGAUGCAUUUGUACUGAGGUUGUGCUCUCAAUAAAUUCAAGUAAAA
Molecule: messenger RNA, 2769 nt
Organism: Myripristis murdjan (pinecone soldierfish)
Lineage: Eukaryota; Metazoa; Chordata; Actinopteri; Holocentriformes; Holocentridae
Gene: micu3b
Product: mitochondrial calcium uptake family, member 3b
Exons: 15
Coding region: 1-1452 (483 amino acids)
Biological process (GO): mitochondrial calcium ion homeostasis; calcium import into the mitochondrion
Cellular component (GO): uniplex complex
Molecular function (GO): calcium ion binding
Source: RefSeq, a predicted model, not a curated record